Neogale vison (American mink) is the source of this 333-nucleotide messenger RNA. RefSeq names its product LLLL and CFNLAS motif containing 1 (gene SOFU1). The transcript has 2 exons. Lineage: Eukaryota; Metazoa; Chordata; Mammalia; Carnivora; Mustelidae. Gene Ontology annotation, biological process: fusion of sperm to egg plasma membrane involved in single fertilization. The coding region runs from base 1 to 333 and encodes 110 amino acids. The record is from RefSeq and is a predicted model, not a curated record.
AUGGGCAGGCCCAUGAAUUCCCUGGGCUCCCAGCUCUGCAGAGCAGCAUUCCUGGCCACCAUCCUGCUGCUGCUGCGGGUCAAGGGGGUAAAGCCUCAGAAAGGCAACUUGGACCCCAACGAGAAGAGUCAGAAUGAGGAGAUACCCUCUUCAGACCAGGAUCAAGAGUACUUUGAAGAGCACUUUGUGGCCUCCUCAGAGGGUGAGAUGUGGCAGACUGUGGAUAUGACCCAGCAAGAAGAUGACGGGACAUCAGACACGACAGCUCUUCGUGACCACCUAUUGGACCUAGCCUUCUGCUUCAAUCUGGCCAGCAUCAUGGUUUUUUUAUGA